Messenger RNA from Neolamprologus brichardi, 3170 nucleotides. The record is from RefSeq and is a predicted model, not a curated record. Lineage: Eukaryota; Metazoa; Chordata; Actinopteri; Cichliformes; Cichlidae.
GGCAUCGGUCUCUCUCAGAGGAGCCGAGAAAGAAACUUUCCCCCAAACCCUGAACGGAUUUCUGUCACCGUGCGCUCAGAGGAAGCUGCUUGGAGCUUUUACAGGAGACCAGAGAAAAAAAAAGGAAAAAGGAGGAAAAGAAUUCCGGAGCUUUACGCACAGCCCAGACAAUUUCAGCGCGCAGACACAGGUGGAUGCUGGGAAACGGACCGGCACGGAGGAGAUGUUGCCCCUGCCUCAGUUUGGAGUGCUGUCGGCCUUGGCCACCGCGCUCACUUCGCUUCUCUCCGCGGUCCUGCUGCUGGCACUGACCCGGCAGCUGUGGAGCCUCCGCUGGAGUCUGACCCGGGACAAAGAGAGCCGCCUGCCGCUGCCGAGAGGCUCCAUGGGCUGGCCACUGGUCGGAGAGACUUUCCACUGGUUGUUCCAGGGUUCAAACUUCCACAUCUCCAGGCGAGAGCGUCACGGAAACGUGUUUAAGACACACCUCCUGGGGAAGCCGGUCAUCAGGGUGACGGGUGCAGAAAACAUCCGCAAGAUCCUGCUGGGGGAGCACAGCCUGGUGUGCACCCAGUGGCCUCAGAGCACACGCAUCAUCCUGGGACCCAACACCCUGGUCAACUCCAUCGGAGACCUCCACAAGAGGAAGCGAAAAAUUCUGGCCAAAGUGUUUAGCCGGAGUGCUCUGGAGUCCUACCUGCCCCGGCUUCAGGACGUCAUCAAAUCUGAAAUCGCCAAGUGGUGCUCAGAGCCGGGCGCCAUCGACGUGUACAGCGCAGCCAAGUCCCUGACGUUCCGCAUCGCGGUCAGGGUCCUGUUGGGUCUGAAGCUGGAGGAGGAACGGAUCGUUUACCUGGCGAAGAUCUUCGAGCAGCUGAUGAACAACCUCUUCUCUCUGCCAAUAGAUGCCCCGCUCAGUGGGUUACGCAAGGUGGGGGAGCUUAAAGACAUUAUGUGUAAUCUACAUGGAUAACGUGGCAUUAAAAGCCGAUUAAUGUCAUUCAUAGCAGUAUGUUCAGGUGACAUCCACCCAACCCAUCCACCUCCCUUCUUGCAGGAAACAGCAGUGGAGCUGAUCUUUGCUGCUCACUCCACCACAGCCAGCGCCUCCACAUCACUGGUUCUGCAGCUUCUUCGCCACCCAGCAGUGGUGGACAAGGCCAGAGUUGAACUGGAGGCGGAAGACCUCGGCUAUGAAUCGCACAACAGCUGCAUUCAAUCCGGUGUCACCAUGGAAACAGAGGAGGGCGCCACUGACGCAGAAACAACCUGCCUGCUAAACACAGAGUGUCGGAAUCAGAGAGACGAAGACGGUUUCCCGCGGUCGCAGUCUCACGUACCCUGCCUGAGCCUGGAGAAGCUCAGCCAGCUCCGCUACAUCGACUGUGUCGUCAAAGAGGUCCUCCGCUUCCUUCCGCCAGUCUCUGGCGGUUACCGAACAGCUCUGCAGACGUUUGAACUAGAUGGCUACCAGAUCCCAAAAGGUUGGAGUGUAAUGUACAGUAUCCGGGACACCCAUGAGACUGCAGCAGUCUUCCAGAGCCCGGAGCUGUUUGACCCGGAACGAUUCAGCCCAGAUCGGGACGAGUGCCGGUCGGCCCGGUUCAGCUACGUGCCGUUCGGUGGCGGAGUGCGGAGCUGCGUAGGGAAAGAACUGGCUCAGAUCAUCCUAAAGACUCUCGCCGUGGAGCUGAUCGGGACUUGCAAAUGGACCCUUGCUACAGAGAACUUCCCCAAGAUGCAAACAGUGCCAAUAGUGCACCCAGUAAACGGGCUGCACGUGCAUUUUUCCUACAACUACCAGCUUUAGAGAAAAAAACAGACAAAUAGACACUGAGAAACUCAACCAGGGAGGCAGUUUGACCUUUCCUGCUUCUGGGAACUCUCUAGGAAAAGAGAAAAUGACCUCGCCAGUCCUGAUGGUGCAGUUUAGGCCCCCUUUCAUCUGCAUGGACAUGGGUGGGUGGGGGGUUACUUCAUUUCUUCAGUGGUCUGACCCAAACCUAAGAAACUACUCUCUGUUGUAGCACAAGCACAUUUUAACCAUGUUACAUGUUUCCCAGCAUUUACUUACCUUUACACACAUUUUAAGUUAUUAAAAUAUGAAAAUUUGCAACAUUUUUCCUGCUAGUUUUCAAACAGGAGAUUAAGUUUUGCUGUCAUGAGUGGACCGCAUGUCACUAGCAAUAGUUUCUAUCCAGAGGACAAACAGUUAUUCAGGGACUCUUAAACCCUCCCUUCACACUACUUUAAUAAUCUUUUACCAGUAUAUUUUCUAUAUAUCCAGUUUCAGGGAUGUUUCUUUCCACUCAAAUCCAGUCAAACAAACACGUGGCGUCAUGAUUUUCUGCUGCCUGUCUUUCCUGUUGCACUCUGCCUGGGCAUCUUCGCCUUUCUGCACUCCUUCCUGGUAAAAUAAGCUUUUUACAUCAUCACUAUGGACAUAUCCAAGUGCUACGUACUGUAUAUCUGCUAGCUUAUAUUUAGAACUUUGCCUUUGUUCACUUCUUAGGACUUCAUGUUGCCUCUGAAGUGCCUCUGAGCAUGGCACUGGCUGCGAGGCAGCUCCACGUGGAGAAGCUUUGAAAUGUGACAGUUUGAUUAAGGCUGAAAUGUGAUUUUCUGUAAUAGAACCAUGUCUGAAUGCGCAUAAUGGACACUGGAGAGACCGGAUGUGUGAGGCUGAACCGACAACCAGGAACUACCCGAACAUAAAGUUAAUUUUAUACGAAUGUUAUCUAUCCUUAACAGUGCUAUUAUAUGUGUAUCAAAUGAAGUAGCAUUAUGAAUAAGCUGUAUUUAAAAUGCCGAUGUAUCAUAUCUGUUGUACUUUUACUUUAUCUGUAACAAUUUAUAGAUAGAGACACUAACUAGUAAAGCCCAUAACGCCUUUAUCACUGCUAGAACAUAGAAAUAUUUUAUUGUUUAGAGCGGCAUAUACUGAGAGUAAAGUUAUACUUUUUAUUAUUGUUUUUACUGGUCUAAUUCUAGGACUGUCUAAUAGAUGCGCUGUGAAAUCUGAGGUGUGGAUGGAUUUGUGGAAGGAGAUAGCACUUUCUUUGCUUUGAGGAGUCUGUGUAAAUUUGUCCUGUUUGUGCGUUCAUUGAGUGUAUCACAUGUAGCUGCUGUACAGUUGAUGUAAAGAGUAAAUUAGAAGAUGCUAAACUAAA